Messenger RNA from Canariomyces notabilis, 1990 nucleotides. Its product is annotated as WD40 repeat-like protein. Lineage: Eukaryota; Fungi; Ascomycota; Sordariomycetes; Sordariales; Chaetomiaceae. Gene Ontology annotation, molecular function: protein binding. The record is from RefSeq and is a predicted model, not a curated record. Gene Ontology annotation, cellular component: nucleolus. The transcript has a single exon. Gene Ontology annotation, biological process: positive regulation of transcription by RNA polymerase I; rRNA processing. The coding region runs from base 63 to 1727 and encodes 554 amino acids.
GACCGCCCGGGACAGGAGCAUCACCACCGCCGAACCCAGGCCGCAGCAGCAAGCAAGGGAACAUGGCAGCAGAAGUGCUUCCCUUGGCACAAUUAAAACUGCCGUCCGGGCCCAGUCCCGUGACGGCAGAGCAGCGGUAUUGGCGAUCGUUCAAGAACCAGAAAUCGCACACGUCGACGGCGGCAUGGCCCAUCUCCCACAUCAGCUUCCCCUCGACCGUCGCGGGCGGCGCCGUGUCCAGCUCGCUGGUCGCGGCCACAAAACUCAACGACCUAUUCGCCGUUACGUCCGGGCCCCGCGUCGACAUCUUCUCCAUACGCAAGCGCGAGUUGCUCAAGACCAUCGGCCGUUUCGACAGCGAGGCCCACUGCGGCGAGAUCCGGGCUGAUGGCAGGGUGCUAGUUGCGGGCGAGGACUCGGGCAGGAUGCAGGUGUUUGACGUGGGCGGCGGGACAAGAGCCGUGAUACUCAAGACAUGGCAUGUGCACAAGCAGCCCGUGUGGGUGACCAAAUGGUCGCCGACCGAGUUGACCACCCUCAUGAGCGCCAGCGACGACAAGACGGUCUGCCUGUGGGACCUGCCGUCCAACGAGCCCAGCUGCAUGUUCACCGGUCACUCCGACUACGUGCGCAGCGGCGCGUUCAUGCCCGGCGGGAACAGCAGCCUGCUCGUCUCGGGUUCUUACGACGAGACGGUCCGCGUGUGGGAUGCCCGAGCGCCCUCCACCGCCGUCAUGACUUUCAAGCAUGCCGAUCCCGUCGAGGAUGUCCUCCCUCUCCCCUCAGGCACGACGCUCCUUGCCGCCGCGGGCAACGCCAUCUCCGUCCUCGACCUCGUAGCCGCCAAGCCACUCCGCCUCAUCACAAACCACCAAAAGACCGUCACCACCCUCUCCCUGGCCUCCAACGGGCGGCGCGUCGUCAGCGGCAGUUUAGACGGCCACGCCAAGGUAUUCGACACGUCCGACUGGACCGUCGUUGCAGGCUCCAAAUACCCGAGCCCCAUCCUGUCGCUUUCCGUCAUCGCGGCCGGCGCCGCCCAGGAAGACCGGCACCUGGCCGUGGGGAUGCAGUCAGGGGUGCUGUCGCUGCGCACGCGUCUCGCAGGGGCAGCCGCCGAGCGGGCGCGUGACCGCGCAGCAGUAGAAGCGGCGCGCGACAAGGGCACCGAGGCGCUCGCGCGGCUCGACGCGCAAAAGGCCAAGCGCAAGCGCGCCGCCGUGACCAACAAGGCCAUGGAGCUCCUCGGCGAGAGCGUAGACACCGUCAUCCCGACGGCCGACACCAUCACCGGCGGCCGCCGGCGCCGGGUCAAGCUCAAACCCUGGCAGCGCAAUUUCCGACAGGGGCGGUAUGCAGCCGCGCUCGACGAGGUCAUUGACAUGUCUAGCGCCGAGUACCAGCCCGUGACGGCGCUGACGGUGCUCGUGGCGCUGCGGCACCGGUCGGCGCUGCGCGAGGCGCUCGAGGGCCGCGACGAGAUCACCGUUUUGCCGCUGCUCCGGUGGGUGGCCAAGUAUAUGUCUGACCCGCGGUACCUGAGCAUCUGCGUCGACGUGGCGUUUCACCUGCUCGAUUUGUACAGCGAGCACGUGAGCGGCAGCGACGAGCUGGCGGCGCAGUUCCAGGCCCUGCUCGGCAAGGUGUCCAGGGAGGUUGAGAAGGCGCAGAUGGCGAUCCAGACUAAUGGUAUGGUGGAGAGCUUGAUGUUUGGGACUGUGCAGUGACGGGAGGGAGCAGGUUUGGUGCAGGCUAAGGUAUGCGGACUGCCUAUCGUGGGAUCUUGUUGCAUUGCGUCGGCGUUACUUGGUUCAGGCUGGGUGGGUAUACAGGUACAGAAAAGUGAACAAUAUCCUGGGAUGCAUGUACAGUACAAUAUGUGGUUCUACAUGGAAUUAUACCACUUGCAGGAGUCAUACGCCAGAUCUCAAGGAGGUUUUAUUCUUCAGUUGUCUAGCGGAGGCAUCCAACCAAGCAUCCAUACCCGGCU